CUGGGAGGCUGCUCGUCAUGGACACUGCCCCGUACAGCAGGUGGGGUGGUGGGCUCCAGGAGGCCCCCGGAGGGUCCUGGGGACGCUGGGGAAGGAGACUUCUCAUCGUAGCCACAUCUCUUAUGAUCGCCACCAUCCUGUGGGCCCUCAUUCUGAGCAUCUUGUUUUCCAAAGCCUCCACAGAGCGCCGGGUGCUGCUCGGCCACCAGGACCUGCUGAGAACAAAUGCCUCGGAGCAGACGGUGGUGCUGGCUGCCUUGAAGGAAGAGAUCCGAUCCUGCGAUACAUGCUGCCAGGGGACGCAGGCGCAGCUGCAGACCGCUCGCACUGAGCUUGGGGAGGCGCAGGCAAAGCUGUUCCAGCAGGAGAGCGCCCUGAAAGAACUCAGCGAGCGCGUGACCCAGGGCUUGGCCGAAGCGGGCAGAGACCGCGAGGGCAUCCGCACGGAGCUGUUGCGGGCGCUGGAGGCGGCCCAGCUCAGGAACAGCUCCUGCGAGCAGUGCCCCGCGUCGUGGCUGCCCUUCCAGGGUUCCUGCUACCUUUUCUCCAUUCCAACUGCCACGUGGGAGGAGGCGCAGCGCAACUGCGCGGGCGCUGGUGCGCACCUGGUGAUCGUGAAUGACUUGGAUGAGCAGGGCUUCCUGAGUCGGAAUGUGAGAGGUCGCGGCUACUGGCUGGGUCUGAGGGCGGUGCGCCGCGCCGAGAAGGUCCAGGGCUACCAGUGGGUGGACGGAGUCCCGCUCAGCUUCAGCCACUGGAACCAGGGGGAGCCCAAUGACUCUCAGGGUCGUGAGGAUUGCAUCAUGAUGCUGGACACGGGGAUGUGGAACGACGCUCCGUGCGGCGACAACGAGAGGGACAACUGGAUCUGCGAGAAGAGGCAAAUCUGCUGACCCCGCCCAGUGCCCCCGAGCCACGCCCACCGCCACUUGUGCGAUCUGUGAACAGCUGUCCUGGAUCCACCCACCGCCAUCCAUUUUUCUUUUUUCCCCCCCCGCCCACCACGACGGACAACCACUGGCCCAAUCCAGCCGUCUCCAGUGCCUGCAAUCUGGGUCCUCCUCUGCAAGUUACUUGCAGUCCCUCAACAUGCGACCUAACCUAGCCUUCACCCGCUCCAAAAUCCCGGCUCCUCGGCCCCUGGUCUGACCCCACCUCCCUCCCUAGCCAAGGUCAGGCGAAUCCGAGAAGGAGCUAUCGCGUUUCUUUCAUUUUUCCCCCAGACUGGGAGGCCUCAACCACAAGGGUUUUGUGAGCUGUCUUUGCAGCCCUGCGGGGCAUCAAUAAAAGUUUGAGAAAUGAA
This is a messenger RNA of Equus quagga, 1303 nucleotides long. RefSeq names its product C-type lectin domain family 4 member G-like. The record is from RefSeq and is a predicted model, not a curated record. The transcript has 9 exons. Bases 18 to 893 code for a protein of 291 amino acids. Lineage: Eukaryota; Metazoa; Chordata; Mammalia; Perissodactyla; Equidae.